UGAAACUGUUGAGCUAAAGAGAGAAUCAAAUUUAGUUACUGACUUUGAUCAGUUAAAUUAUAUUUUUCAGAUAGGUGUUAUCUGUCUUUCAAUGAAGAGUCUGUUUUCCGUCUUUAUAUGUUAUAUUUUAUUAUUUAAGCCAUUCUUCUUGUUCAGCCCCGCCACCCUCGCCCAUCGCAUUUAUUUCUUUAAUCAAAGAGAAAACUGAUCAAUGAUUGGCCCUCAGGUGACAUGUGACCUAUUGCUGUUGACUUACUACCUGGAAGAGUCAACUUCUCCAUACCUGGUUGUUCACUGUGAAGGUUAGGCGGGCACUCGCUCUUGGGCUGAGAGCAUCAAUUUCAGAUAUUUUAAAGGCUGGACAUUUUUAUCCUCUUUUAGCAAUGACAAAACACAGGAGGCUUGGAUGGCAAAAAAUAUUUCUGAUAUUCACAGCACUUCCCUGCUGCUGGAGUAUGCAGGUUUCUAUUCCAGAGAGAGAAUAUGAGGUUGCAAGCGGGGGUGACAUUACCUUGACAUGUUCCUUCGUCCCAGCCAGACCAGACUUCACUGCACUCGUCCUCACAUGGGAAGCUUACCCUUACAACAUCAAUGAUGCAAUUAAAUCCGUUGCCACCUACUUUUUAAACAAUCCGGUUGACAUUGCACCUGCUUAUGAAGGCAGAGCCUUUAUGGAGGUUGACAUCGUCAGAAAAGUGAGCACACUCCGCUUAACAAAGGUGACCGUACAGGACAGCCGCCGUUACCGAUGCAGUGUUAAGGUCCCCAAUGAUGAUGAGGGAACAACAGCUGCCACCACUUCCCUUUUGGUCCUGGUGGCUCCCUCUACGCCAAUUUGCAAGAUUCAGGGAAAAGCAGAGUACUUUCAAAACAUCACCCUCACCUGCCUGUCUGAGGAGGGAUCCCCAAAACCUGUGUCUGAAUGGAGGAGCUACAGUGUGGACAAUACUCCCAGAACAUUUCCACCUAAGACAACCGAAACGGAUGGAGCUCUAUCUCUCUUCAAUAUUUCAAGAGAAAUGUCUGGGUUCUACAUUUGCACAUCAACAAAUCGAAUUGGUUCUGCCAGCUGUAACAUUACCUUAGCCGUGAUGCCUGGCAGCAUGAACGUUGGGUCUACUGCAGCUAUAAUAGGAGGAGUCCUCGCAGGUGUUGUAGUCCUGGGGAUUCUCAUCUUCUGUUGCUGCUGUAAAAAGGACAAAAAGGAAAAGUAUGCUGAAGGUUCCCCCGGAGAAGUGGAGUUUUAUGACGACAAUGCUCCUGAAGCUGAGCAGUACUGGGACGACAAGUCAAAUAGCAAGACAAAGCAGUUCGACCAGCAUGAAGAGAAAAAUAUUGUUCCUCAAAACAGCUCCAGUAUAACAGCUGGACAUAAGUUUGAGGAGGACCAACACAGUUAUAUUAGUGGUAAAGAAAAGUAUGAUGGUAAGGACAGUGAUAUUGAGUCUCAACAUGACCAGGACGACCAGCGUGAUCUCCGUCGUGGAAGCCGUGAUCGUCUUGAUGAUCAACGUGACCGUUAUGGCGGCAGUCGUGAUCGCCUAGACGAUAAACGUGACCGUUAUGGCGGCAGUCGUGAUCGCCUUGACGAUAAAUGUGACCGUUAUGGUGGCAGUCGUGAUCGCCUUGACGAUCAACGUGACCGUUAUGGAGGCAGUCGUGAUAGGCUUGACGAUCAACGUGACCGUUAUGGAGGCAGUCGUGAUAGGCUUGACGAUCAACGUGACCGUUACGGCGACAGUCGUGAUAGGCUUGACGAUCAACGUGACCGUUAUGGCGGCAGUCGUGACAGGCUUGAUGAGCAAUGCCAACGCUACGGUGGCAGUCGUGAUCGCCUUGACGAGCAACGCGGACGCUACGGUGGCAGUCGUGACAGGCUUGACGAGCAACGCGGACGCUACGGUGGCAGUUGUGACAGGCUUGAUGAGCAACGCGAACGCUACGGUGGCAGUCGUGAUCGCCUUGAAGACCACAGCAAUCGCUAACGCAACAGUCGUGAUAAUCUUCUGAACUCAGUAAUAACUAUGGUGGCAGCCGUGAUCGCCUCAAUUACACAGACGAUGAAUACAGAAACUGAUAUGAAUAACCUUGUGUUACUGAAUGUUUCCUAAAAAUCUUUUUGUUUUCAUUUUUUUCAUGCACUUAAAGUUAUUGUACUGGGUUUUUGGAUUGGCUUAGUGUCUGGUCUCGUUAUAAAGAGACACAGCAAAAUUAAUUUGUGUAUCCUUGAAAAUGCCCUAAAAGAUAUUAAAGGUAUUUAAACAGUAACAUGGGGAACAUGGAAAAUUAGAAAUGAAGUCUUGUCUCUAAUAUAAGCCUGUCCCACAUAAAGGUCUGGUUCUCCCUCCUGCUGAGGUCAAUAAAGGCCACUGUUUGAGAACUAGUGGUGUGACUGUCUACUAAAGUACUGCAGUUGAUCUAGCUGGCUUAUUUCGCUCCACUAAGUGAAUCCACUAAUGCCAAUGAUUCAAUUAAAGUGAUUUUUUGUCUGAAACUGUGGUAAUUAAUGCUGGUCUGAAAAGGAGUUGAGAAAUACACCAGGCAACCUUCCUGCAACACUAAAUAGGCUUCAACCAAACCAAGUCAAAUUAGUAACUACUCACUCUGCCUGUGUUUAAAUUGUCAUCCAUUUUUAAUGUUUGUAGUUGUAGAUAAAUUUCACCAGUAAACUGGUAACAGCCUUUGGUGUAGCUGCCCCUAACCUGUGGAACAACUUGCCAUUCCCCAUCAGAACUGCCCCAACUCUCAAAUGCUUUAAAUCAUUGUUAAAAUCACAUCUCUUUUCUUUGGCAUUUCCUUCGAGUUAAGGCAGUUAUUAUCCUAGGCAAUUUUAUUAUCAUUAUAUAUCAUAUAGUCUAUGAUAUAAUAAAUAUAUAAAGUACUAUAAAUUCUAAUUAAUGUUUUAUUGCUGUAAAUUUACUUUGUAAUUACUGUUUUAUUGUUGUAUGUUUACCCUAUCAAGCACCAACCUUGGUUGUUUUAAGUGUGCUUUAUAAAAAAAAGUUGAUGUUGAUAUAUUAACAUAGUGUACAUUCUAUGGUUACCUGAAAAUCCUUAGGUGGCUAAAAUGUUUAUUAAAAACUGUGUUUGAGAUGUCCUGAUGAAUGGACAGUUAAUUGUAAUCAGUUAUAUUCUAUGGUCAAAGUAUUAACAGACUGAAGAACUUCCUCUCAACAUCAAUGUAUAUUAAUGUUCUGUGCAUAAACUAGGACUGUUUGAUCAGUUCUCACCAUUCAGAGCAGAACUUUAGACCAUACUGAUAACUCUGGAUGCUCCAACUUUUGAUGGGACAUUUUCAAAUAUCUACCAUGGAGACCAUUAAAAUAAAUAAUAAUAAUUAAAAUCUAUACCAAUAGUUUUGUCAGGUUGAAAUCAGAAUAUGUAAGCUUUCUGAUUCAUUUGUAUUUGAUGUAAAUAACAUAAUGUUACCUGCAUGAUAAAAUCAGCUAAAAUCUUUUUAAAUCCCUCUUAGCACUGAUAUUGUUUUAACAUGAAAACUUGCCUUUACCUGAAUCUUAAUAAAUGUAAGCUGGUCAUGAAACACACUCCGAUCAUUAAUACAUUUAAAGCUCACAUAUUCAGGCCAGCUGUCUACUGCAGUAAUUUGGUAAUUUGGACACAGUUAUAUUCUUUUGAAAUUCCACUAUAUAAUUUGUAUAUUUAACCUGUAAUUUGUUGCUAAAACUAACAGUGCCUCAGCUGCACCUUAACCAGAUUUACAUCUAGUUUAAAACUUAUUUUUAAUGUGUGUGGGAAAACCUGUUUGUAUAUGUUAAUGUAUUUUUGCUUUGGCAUUUCUUUAAUUUGGGGUGAAAGUAUAUGAUUGAUUUUUUUUUUUUUACUUAAAGUGAUCAUUUGUAACAUCUGUGCAACUUUUUAUUCGUGUUUUUGUGUGAUAAAUGAUUUCCCCUGGAAUGUAAGAACUGCAUUGUUUUGAUAUGAACAUCGUAUAAAGAAAGGGGGUCAAAAGUU
Messenger RNA from Micropterus salmoides (largemouth bass), 3972 nucleotides. It is a transcript of the gene gpa33b, whose product is annotated as glycoprotein A33 (transmembrane), paralog b. The transcript is spliced from 7 exons. Gene Ontology annotation, cellular component: plasma membrane. Lineage: Eukaryota; Metazoa; Chordata; Actinopteri; Centrarchiformes; Centrarchidae. The record is from RefSeq and is a predicted model, not a curated record. Bases 384 to 1985 code for a protein of 533 amino acids.